Aquila chrysaetos chrysaetos is the source of this 10759-nucleotide messenger RNA. It is a transcript of the gene ABCG1, whose product is annotated as ATP binding cassette subfamily G member 1. The transcript has 15 exons. Gene Ontology annotation, biological process: cholesterol homeostasis; transmembrane transport. Bases 380 to 2314 code for a protein of 644 amino acids. Gene Ontology annotation, molecular function: ATP binding; ATP hydrolysis activity; ABC-type sterol transporter activity. Gene Ontology annotation, cellular component: plasma membrane. Lineage: Eukaryota; Metazoa; Chordata; Aves; Accipitriformes; Accipitridae. The record is from RefSeq and is a predicted model, not a curated record.
GAAGGAGCGGGCAGAGCCUGUGGGACCGUCCUGCCGCUGUGAGCGGGCGGGCGUUUGCUGCCGUGCCCGUUGGGCGCCGGGAAGCAGUCCAGCUCCUUGCGGGUAGGGGGGGGGGGGGGGAAUAAAACUGUGUGAGAAAUCAAACUGUACGGAACCAAGGAAGAUGUGAGCGCCGUCUCUGAGAACGUGUGCUCUUCAUGUCUGGUGCGCAGGGGGGUUGAAAUGGACACCAGUUUGACGUGCGCGGCUGUAGAUACACAUCGGUACGUCAGUGGAGAAACAAACGGUCAGUUGGUGUUAGCAGAUACACGAAGGGAGUUCAGGUGUGUUUGAGGAGCAGUUACGCAGGGCUCGGAACGGCAGCAAUUCUGCUUGUACCAUGGCCGAGCCAAAGUCAGUGUGUGUUUCGGUGGAUGAAGUGGUCUCAAAUGGCACAGAUAACCAAGAUGUUCGACUGAUGAAUGGACAUUUAAAAAAAGUGGACAAUACUCUGACAGAAGCUCAUCGUUUCUCCUACCUACCCCGCAGACCAGCUGUGAAUAUUGAGUUUAAAGAACUGUCAUACUCUAUCCAAGAAGGGCCAUGGUGGAGGAAGAAAGGUUAUAAGACUCUUUUGAAAGGAAUUUCAGGGAAGUUCAGCAGUGGAGAACUUGUUGCAAUUAUGGGUCCUUCAGGAGCUGGGAAGUCAACACUCAUGAACAUUCUGGCAGGAUAUAGAGAGACAGGCAUGAAAGGAGAAAUUCUCAUCAAUGGACAGCCUCGUGACCUGCGCUCUUUUCGCAAAGUCUCCUGCUACAUCAUGCAAGAUGACAUGCUCCUUCCUCAUCUGACUGUCCAAGAAGCUAUGAUGGUAUCUGCUCAUCUGAAACUUCAAGAGAAAGAUGAAGGCAGGAGAGAAAUGGUAAAGGAAAUACUGACAGCCCUCGGUUUGCUGACAUGUGCUAAUACGAGGACUGGGAGUCUUUCUGGAGGCCAGAGAAAGCGUCUUGCCAUUGCUUUGGAGCUGGUGAACAAUCCUCCUGUCAUGUUUUUUGAUGAACCAACCAGUGGCUUGGAUAGUGCAUCAUGUUUUCAGGUUGUCUCUCUGAUGAAGGCUUUAGCCCAGGGUGGCAGGUCGAUCAUCUGCACGAUUCACCAGCCCAGUGCUAAACUGUUCGAGUUGUUUGAUCAGCUCUAUGUUUUAAGUCAAGGACAAUGCAUUUACCGUGGGAAGGUAUUAAACCUAGUCCCUUACUUGAGAGAUUUGGGUUUGAAUUGCCCAACCUACCACAAUCCAGCAGAUUUUGUUAUGGAAGUAGCAUCUGGUGAAUAUGGAGACCAGAACGGCCGGCUAGUAAGGGCGGUACGGGAGAGGAUAUGUGACACAGACUACAAGAGAGAUGUUGGUGGUGAGAAUGAGUUGAAUCCCUUCCUCUGGCACCGGCCUUCUGAAGAGGAUUCCUCCUCCACAGAAGGCUGCCACAGCUUCUCUGCCAGCUGCCUAACCCAGUUCUGUAUCCUCUUCAAAAGAACUUUUCUCACCAUCAUGAGGGAUUCGGUUCUGACACACUUGCGUAUCACCUCACACAUUGGCAUUGGACUGCUCAUCGGCUUACUCUACUUAGGCAUUGGCAAUGAAGCUAAGAAAGUCCUCAGCAACUCUGGCUUUCUCUUUUUUUCCAUGUUGUUUCUUAUGUUUGCUGCGCUCAUGCCAACUGUCCUUACAUUUCCUCUUGAGAUGGGAGUAUUUCUCAGAGAGCAUCUGAACUACUGGUACAGCCUGAAAGCCUAUUAUCUCGCCAAAACCAUGGCUGAUGUUCCUUUUCAGAUUAUGUUUCCUGUGGCUUACUGCAGCAUUGUGUACUGGAUGACUUCACAGCCAUCUGAUGCACUCCGAUUUGUCCUCUUCGCAGCCUUGGGAACCAUGACAUCCCUGGUGGCUCAGUCACUUGGUCUUCUCAUAGGUGCAGCCUCUACAUCCCUUCAGGUGGCCACUUUUGUGGGCCCAGUUACUGCCAUCCCGGUGCUUCUGUUCUCUGGGUUUUUUGUCAGCUUUGAUACCAUCCCAACAUACCUCCAGUGGAUGUCCUACAUUUCCUAUGUCAGAUAUGGGUUUGAAGGAGUUAUUCUCUCCAUCUAUGGACUGGAUAGAGAAGAUUUGCAUUGUGACAAAGAUGACACUUGCCAUUUUCAAAAAUCAGAGGCCAUUCUGAGAGAACUGGAUGUAGAAAAUGCCAAACUUUACCUGGACUUCAUUGUUCUUGGAAUUUUCUUCUUCUCUCUGCGCCUAAUUGCCUAUUUUGUUCUCAGAUACAAAAUCCGAGCAGAGAGGUAAAGGAAAAAUGGCUAAAAUGAUGCAGUAGGAAGAUCUUUAGACAUGCAGUAGAGGGCACUUGACAUUGUCUCACUGUGGCAGGCCGGUCUUCAGUGCCCAGCUAGAUGCUGUUAGGACCUAGCCCAUAGAGAACCACAAUGGGAUAGUGGACAUAUAGUGUUAAGCCAAUCAGUCCAGUUGGGUUGGGUCAUGUUUUCAUUACACUUUCUAGCUUUAACUAGGAAGAAGAAAUAGAAGGGAAUUUUACACCACAGAGUAUCAAUACCAAGGCAGUGUAACUGUAAUAAAAAACCUGGCUGCAGGAACUUUCAUUAUGAAAACCAAUUUCGUGGUAAGGUCACUAGGAUACUAGUCCUGGUAGCCAGAAUAGUAUAAUGUCACCUAUAGUUGACAAGGUAAUGAGAUGGGGAAAAUGGGAAAUGCAAAGAAAAUAGGAUUCUCUCAUCCUUUUAAAUUCAGAGUUUCAUCUUUGCAGUUUUCUAUGUAUUAUUUUGCAAUUCUUUUCCACAGAACUACCCCUUCUGGCCAAAAGUCUGUAAAUGUAUUAAUUAAUAAGUUAAAGAUAUCUUUUUAAUAUGGAUACUUUUUUAAAACAAACCUAAAGUGAUUCAAGUCAUUAUUUUUGUUUCUGUCUAAAUUUAGAAUUCUGGUGCUUUACUUGUCGAGCUGGUCUCAUAUCUGAAAACUGUAAUGAUAGCAGGAAAAGGCAGAUUCUGAGUCUGCACUAAACCUGUGGUCCAUAUUUGGAAGCAUCAGUAGAUAGCACAGGCAGUCAGACAUGUUCAAGCUGUCGCUGAAUGAUUGAAAAAAUGUUCUUUUAAAUCCUCAAUAUUUGUGACAUUUAAAAUGCUAACUCUGCUCAUUAUCUGUUUGAUCUACCUCCUGCGAAUGAAAAAAUUGAAGCACUCCAAGGCUCAUUUUUGAUAAUAUGUGAAAGCAGAAUCUAUCCCUAAAGCCUGAGCGAUUGUUAAAGCCUGAUGGAGUGCCAGAGCUAUCCACAGCUCAAAGCUUGGGGGAUUGUGUUAAAACACUUGUAACUGCCUCAUAUGGCAGUGUUCAUUAUAUCUGCAACAUGCUACAUGUAGAACUGUCCUCAAAAUAUGAAAAUGACCUUGUAAUCCUGCAGGCCUAAUUAUGCCAAGCAGUUUUGUUCUCAUCCUGAAGUCUACAUGCACAACAUGGAAAUAAUAGCUAAUUGAUCUAAACACCAAUGAAACCGUUGAAAGAAGCAUGCAUUUAUUUUGCGUAUCUCACCUUUGUAAACCUGGCAGGGGGAAUUCUGGUUCCAAGUUGAUGUGAAUUUUGUCACUGAUUUUCAUGGGUUUGGAUUUUCAACCCAAAAUGAAGCUGUGGGGCUCAUACUCAUGUUGGACACCUUGGUGAACUUCUGUGUGAAUUCCACUACCUUCUGCCAUUACUGUGCAUUUACCUUAGUGUCACAGACCCACAAAUUCUAUAAAUGCAUUAUUCCUACCAGGAUGCUGAAGUCUUGUAGAUUGGAAGCAGCUCAAUGUCAGCAAACUGUUCAGGAGCUCAGCAGCUUAUGACAGUAGAGCAGAUGAAGAGAGACCUUGCGCAUCUGCUGGCCAUCAGCAGUCACAAUUCACAGACUGUUUUUGAACACUCCAUGCCUACAUCUAUACUAGUAAACUAAAUAGUGCCAGGGCCAGCUCUGUUAGGCCUCAGGCAACUGGGGCUAAUACAAAUGGUCCCUGUACUGUACUAACUUCUAAACAGAGCCCAAACAUUGUCUGGAAAAGCUCUGGCUGUGCUGGGCUGCAGCUCUGCCAUUUAGCAGUGAAGACAAUUGUUUCCCAGUUUUCCUGGCCCGUGCGCAGGCUCUGCUUAAUUUACCAAUACAGACAUAGACUGCGUGUAUCUGUUAAACUCAGGACACUUGAGUUAGGCCCGUGUUCUGGAAGACUUUAAGUCAAGUCACAUGUUUUAGGAAGGUUAGCUCAACUUUCCCUGAAAAUAAGAUUGACCUGUGAAAGCAAGGUCAAUCUUUACUGUAGAAGAAAAAAAAAUCCUUACACAACCUCUUUGCAUAGUUUUUUUCCCCAAAAGCUUUUAUACAGCUCUGGAGCUUUUCCAGGCAUAAUCACAAGCAGGUAUGGACCUCUAUGGCUGUCACAUAUGAGAAAUUAAGAAUUUUGGCUAUUCUAAGUAAUACUCAUAAUUGUGAACAGUUUUUAAAUAAGUCACAAGCUGAAAUCCCUUGGCACAAUGUGCCUUGAUUAUUUCAAGAUUCUCAAAAUAUUUGUGAAUGUUACAGGCGGUUCAAAUGCUGUUUGCAAGCAGACGAAGGACUACAUUUGCCAAAUUACUCUUCUGUUGCACGCUGCUGGUCCAGCUGUAGGCUAGCUGAGUAUGAAAGAGUGUGACACCCGUGGCAUUAAAUACCUUCAGGGUUCCUCGUUCGUGUUUACCAACACCAUUUACCAAAUACCACAUUGAAAAUCCAUUGCAGUGUACCAAAUGAAGUAACUUUGCUGACAUUCCAACACUGUUAACUUACACGAUGACAAUGCUGUGUUCUCCUGUCUAGAUCAGUUUAGCAGUAUGAGUUCCUUGGAUACUGUCUUGUUAUCUGUGCCCAUUCCUCUGUUUGUAGACUUUCUUAUUUUAUCUCUAGUCUGUAAUAUGUUCUCUCGUACUGUAACUUUGCAUUGUAUUGUGGUAGCCAAAAGUCUGGUCCUCCAUGGGUGUUCCUAAGAAAAUGCAUGCUCUGGAAUAUUUUUUGUCACUCCUUUUUUUGUUAGAUACACUUUUUCCCAGCCAUCUGCUGGCAGCAUUUAGCUGAAAGCUGCUAUUCUAAGGAAUACUUUAAGACUGUAGUAUCCCAGUAAAGAAAGAAAUUAAUUAUCUUGAAACUCAGUCCUACACAUAAAGGAGAUAAUCAUUCUUUCCCUCCUUAGCUCUAAAAUUAACUAAUGAUAUCUCCUUUGUCAUUACUGUGGGACAGAAGUAUUUAAAGUCCAUCCCAAUUAUGUUUUCAUAUACUGCAAAGAUUUUUAACAUAGUCUCAGCUUGACUUUUUUCUAUUUAUGUGGAAAUAAAUCCUAACAGGCUAGUAUAAAAUGCAUUCCCAGGUUAAUGGACUGAGCAUGCAUGUGCUGUAGUGUUAAGCAAGCACAUUGUGAAGCACUGGAGGCUUCAUGUGGAAGAAUAACGAGGCCAGCAAGAUUCUAAAGACGUCAAAUCCUCAAUUUAUAUAGCCAUAAACUGAUUGAAAUCAAUGCCAUUAUUACCAUUUGAACGAGUCACAAUAUGGCUAAAAGUUGCUUAAGAGGCUAAAGCUUUUUAAAGGUCUCUUGAAGACUGAAUGUAUGAUUUCUGUUGGGAUUGCAGGAAGACUUUAGUGUUCUGUUGGCCUUCUUGUUUUAUUUCGACUUGUUUUGACAUGUUGCUUUGGUUACUAUGUGCAUCAGUUAAGACUUUAGGUGCUUCAGAUGGUUUUUUGUUGUUUUUCUUUGUGGAAACUUGCAUAUAAUCUGAAAAACCCUGAAAGUUUUUAAAAAGAACUUAAAACAUUAUUAUUUACAAUUAAAUAAAAGAUUUGGAAAGCAGAUUCUACUCACAUAAGAAACUGAGAAAAUUUCGUCUUUAUGGAUCAAAGGCAGUAACAGAAGAAUAUCUGGUGCUGAAAUCCUGUUCACUUCUUAAUAUUUGGAGCCCAAGAUAUCUUUUUUUCAUUAAAGGAGAGGAAUAUAUGUACACAUAAUAGGGAGAGCUGGUUAUGUAAGUGGGAGAUAAUGAACACUUGAGUCCAAAUACUGGAUGUAUCAGGUGACUGACAUUUCGAUCUACUCUUCUGUCAAAGUCUGUUGUCAACAGAAAUGAAUGUUUCAUUAAACAUUUGUUUCUGGAAAAAAUGGUGAUACAUACUGACCUGUACCAUCCCAGUGAUCCUUACAGAGGAGGUCCUGUCUGUCCUAUUUACUCAACACUAGAUGUAGGUUUUUGACUCUUAAUGGGAUCCAACAAAGUGCUUAAGUGUCUUAAUAACUUCUUACAUCUGCAUUGUCUCAUGUGAAUCAAAGGAACAACUAACGUCUUUAAAAUAAAGUCCAGGCUUAAGUGCUUUGCUGGGUGAGGGCUGUAUGGCACAGGAAGACUGAGAUGUUGGCUGUCUAAACGGACUCGGAGACUAUACUGAAAAGUCCAUUUGCUUUGAAUUAGUCUCUAGGAGAUUACACCUUUACAGUGAUCUUGAAUUAAUCUUUUUGAAUCACAAAAUACUUUGUGGGGAAGAGGAGAAUGAAAAUCAAGCAUGGAGAUGAGCAUAUAUUUUUCUGUAUACUUACUGUUGCUUUGCAUAAUUGCUUUUGUUAUCUGCAUAGUUUUGGUAAGGAAAAAUGAACUUUCUAUUUUUUUUUUCUUUCUGUACCAGAAAUGCCGAUCGAGGACUGCUUUGCAUUUGAACAACGUCAGCAUUUAUUUUUACUUUCCAAAGUAAGCAGGAAGGGAUUUUAAUUAAUUAUUUUUCAGUGAUAACUUUUAUUGGAAUAUGAUUUUAUUCUUUUGUCUCCUGCUCUGUGAUGAUCAUAUUCAGGAACGAUAACAAAGGGCAGAGAGAAAAACUUAAGGUGCACUGAUGAUGUUUCCAAACAGAGCUCCUCAGAAAUGUGUGUGAGGACGGUGCAAAUGGCAUGUGUACCUUUCUGCAGCCUGCUGCACCUUCUUCCACAUUGCCUUUGCUCACCGAGCUUCAGGUCCAGUCUCUUUUGGUGGCUGUGUGGGAGAGAGGAUCAUGCGUGUUUGUCCUGUAUAAUGCAGGAGAGCCCCGCAGCUCUGCAGGUUGGUUAUCAGCUCCUUCAUUGGGGUCAAGUUAGUUCUGUGGGGAGUUUUUGAUACCUGUGGGAUCUGCUCUGAUGCUCCUUGAUCUAAGUGCAGCAGAAGCUGGCUUGGAGUCUUCUUCACAGGGGUUCAGCACAGCAUUUUCUGGCCCAGUCUGGCUCUGGCUCUACUCUGGUGUAUCCUCAUUCAGGGAGGAUUUUGAAGUCCAUCAGCUGUCAUGGGUUGAGUGGGAUGUAAGGACAAGCUUGAAUGCUUUCCCAAACAGAACAGUUGUCUUGGCCUGUGCUUGUUUUGGGCCAAGCUUUGUGAGUUAGUAUGAACACGGUUGAAAAGGACAUCAGUUGCUGGAGUAGCAGCGAGGCAGCGCUUCUUUCUGAAUGCAUGGGUAGAGCUCAGGGUGCAGGUGGCCAGCCACAGCAUUGGCCUACUUGUUGGGAUCCAGGUGUGGAGUAAGAGGAAAUUACACGCAUGCUGCUUUUAACUAUGGAUACUGUGAUUCGGCCAAUGAAAUUAAAAUUCUUUUUAAUUUUCAUCAGCUGGAUAGUGGUUUUGGAGAUAGUUUAUCUCACAGAACCAUAGCUGUCUAAAAAUGAGGGGCCCAGUCUAAGUUAAUCAUCUACUUUUCUCUGUAAUAAAAGGAAAGAAAUGUCCAUCUCCAGGACAAAUGGACCUGAGGUACUUCCAUAAUUCCUUGAGGUACGUAUUUUUCCUAGUGACUUGAAUUCUGGCCCAUACAGUGAGUUUUAUUAUAGCAGUUGCCACAUUUGAAGUCAUGCCUGUUCCCAGGAGGGUUCAGGGCAAUGUCAGCUGGAGAAGGACUGGAUCCUCUUUUUGCCAGUGUGGUUUCAGUUUUUGCAACAGCCGUGAAGUGGAUAAAUUGAAAUGUUAGCAGUGUAAUUCAGCUUUCCGGACUUACUGAGCUGUAGUUUACACAUUUCUUCUGGUUUCCCAAGCUCCUUCUCUAGUUAAUGCGGACUAGCUAGGCAGCUACAGAGGCAAUUCUUCACACUGAACUUAGCAUCUCCUUUGUGGUCUUUCCUAGGCGUGUGUUUUGGGCACUGGCAGAAGAUUGGGAAUUAGGUAAUGUGACAAAAAAGUAUUGUUUGCUCUCAGGGAGGUACAUAACUCUUGCACUGAGUAUCGAGGGAGCCUAGGAAGGUACCUUAGAUGGUCUGCCUAUCUGCUCUGGACACAUCAAGUUAGAGGAGAUGAGCCCCUGUACGUUGCAACUUCAGAGCUUAAAGCUUUGGUGCUUAGGCCUUUGGAGCUGGAAGUUCAAGCAAUUCCUUGCUAAAAUGGAAACUUGUUAAAACUGAUCUUGCAUUGUGGGUACCAUAGGACACUUAACAAGUAGAUGUGGUGUUUGAAGUUACCUUGUUUCUGUAGCCCUACUGUAAGUUAGAAAAGGUCUGGACUUCACCCUGAACUCUGAGUGUUAGGAUUGUUGUUUCCUUUAACAUUCACCAGGGCAGCAAAGAUCCCUGACAAAAGCAGGAAUAUUGGAAAACAUCAAAGUUGUUUUUGGCAGUAGCUAGCUGUAGGCUCCUCCAGAGCAGUUUGACUGUGGUAGAUAAUCGGUCUGUAUUCCUGCAGAGAGGAUCUCAGUGGUAGCUGCAGAGAUACUGUCCUACAUGUUGUUCCUUUUAUUUUGAGAAAAUGAUCCAUUUUCCUACCAGAACAGCCCGAUAGGGUGCAAUUGCUCAGGAGUUUCUUUCCUUUAGUUCUGUAUGGAAGGCCAUUUAUAAAGUACGAUAAUUUGAAAAGCUGUUGGGAGCUAGAAGUAGGCAGAAAAUUAUACCAUGUCAUGUCCUCUGUAACAGUUUGUGACAGGCUGAUCAUUGCUGUGCCCGUGACACUGCCACACAGCACUAGUGAGUGCAUAAAUUAAGUGCUGAGUGUCACUGAAGUUAAUCAUGAGCUCUGCUAUUCAUGGACAGGGGCAGUAGCAUUUUCAGGGAUCAACUCCUGCUGUCCUGUUCUUAAAUACCUGUUUUCAUAAUACAUAAAGAGAUUGUUGUAAUAUAUCCCACUGAGUGUUUUUUAUAACUGUGGAUAUCUUUCUGGAUCUGUCCAAAAGUUGCAGGUUGAGCCUGCAAGCAUAACAAGUUUCCUUGUAAUUCUGUGCAUAUGUUAGCAUAUUUCUCUUUCUGUACACAUUUCACAUAGAGUUUGUGAAGGAGUAAUGGUACUGUAGAGAAUGAAAUCUAGCUUCAGUGUUUUUAUUACUUUGGAAUCUUACAAUGACCCAUAACUUCAUGCAGUUGUCAACUGUAGGACCUUCCUUUAAGAGAUUUAGAUUUCUGUUGAGACCCAUUGCCAGCACAGUAAAACAAAGGGUGACCAGUCAAAACACGUAUACUUUGGCGCAAGAAAUCCCCGUGGCUCAGCCUGCCAGCCUGCAUUCUCUGCAUUGUUUAUGCCUUCAAGAUACAUCAAGAUUUUGUCAACCCAUUUUCUUUCUGGGGUCCUCCGUGCAGCCUAGCCCAUGCUUACCGAUUGCUUGUGUUCUUAUGGCUAGAUAUUCAUGGUUGCUGUCCACGUGGGGUGUAAAAAUGAGCUGCUUGGGAACAGUGUGAGGUAGGUGGAGUUGGAGGGAUGACUUUUAGACUUUUUUGAGCUACCGAAUGCCUAAUGUGCUGGAUCUAUGGGUGUGCUUUACUCUUUCAAGAAGAAGAAAAAUCUAAAAUGUCUUUUUAAGCAGAUUGCAAGGCAACAUGGAAGUCUUUACUUUUAAGGUUGACGGGGUGUUUUACUUCAGUGGCAUCUGUGAUGUCUUUUUUUCUGACCACACUGUAGCUUAUUUUAGUAGCCCAUUUAGGGUAAUCGUUAUACAAACUCCUUUCUAUUACUUCCAAAAACCAGCUUUCCUGGCCUCAGUGAUAAUUGUACCAACCUUUACAAAUGCGAAUUAGUUGUUGAGCAAUUUAAAAUAAUAUGGAAAAAAUGCACUUAAAUUACGGUAAAAGUAAAUGAAAUUUAAGGAAAAGAUUACAUUGAUAUAUCUAAAAAGACAAACAAGUCCUGCAGUGUAGCCAAGCCUUUACCUGUGUCAGUAAAGAUUUGUGGAAUACCUUAUCUGAGUCAGUUGACCUUAUUGUCAGAAACUGCCCUUGAAUCUGUUACUGAAUUAUUUAACAUUUGUUCUUUUGUUUUUAAAGCAAGAGUCAAUGCAAGGUAUCAUUUUAAAUCAGCGUGCUAAAGUGUGCAUAUUCUGUAUAUCUAAUAUGUCAUUGUUGUCUCUUGUUUCUGUAAUGCAUUUGCAUUACUAUGAAUCAAUUUUAUUAUGCUUCUCUAGAGACUAUUGCUGCCUGCACGCUGUGAUAUAUUUGCACUGUUGUAGAUAUAUAUAUAUAUACUUAUAUAUAAAUAUAUUAUAUAAACCAUGUCUUUUCCAGGUUGCUUGUUACCUUUGUAGUUUACGCUUACCGGUACGGUGGACCUGAGUAAAAAUGUGGGAUGUGGGGCAUUCUGAUGAUAUAUUACAAUAAUAGACAAAUCUUUGUAUAUUUCUGUAUACUUAAUACCCAUAAGAAGAGAUUUGUAUGUGCAUUAUUUUCCAAACUAGGGCUUUGUUUUCUGAGACUAGAGAACAUUUAUGAUAAUGUAACAAAAAAAAUUCAAAUAAAGUGUUAUUAUUUUCAGACA